Lecanosticta acicola is the source of this 966-nucleotide messenger RNA. The record is from the annotation of a GenBank genome assembly. NCBI's taxonomy places the organism in Eukaryota, Fungi, Ascomycota, Dothideomycetes, Mycosphaerellales, Mycosphaerellaceae.
AUGGCCGACUCUCACGAUGAUGGUUCAAGUCUGGCGCAUUUCGUGCUGAGCCAGAUAGGCUUUUCGAUACCUGCGAAUCUAGAAGAGCGAGAAAUCCCCACAACAAGGCGCAUGGCAAUAAUCGACUAAUAGUUAUACAGAGCUAUGAACCUCAUCAAAUUGGCGAUAAACAACAUCGCGCCCAUCUUCAUCGUCACCUCACCAGUCACUUCAUACGGCGACCAAAUAUGGAGCAUGAACAAGAACCGCUCCUCGGCCGGCUUCUCGUUGGACAUUCCGCUCAUCAUGCUGGUUGCUUCGACUCUCAAGUAAGUCACAUGACUGAUGUCCGUUACCAGUACCCUGGAUCACGCUAAUCAGCGAGUUUGCAGGAUCUUCUACUGGCUCGGCUCCCGAUAUGACUUUCCGCUCCUCAUCCAGGCAAGCGUCAUGGUGAUGGUCCAGAUUUUGCUGCUCCACAUCGCACUCAUCUAUCGACCACCCUUCGGAGCUCAACAUAGCCUGAACAAGCCAUUUGCGGGAGUCACCGAAGGCGACAGCUAUGUCAGCCGACCCCACAAUUUCUGGCAGUGGAGAAGCCGCAAACCAUACUGGCACUUCCUGGCCUACUACACCAUCACGCUGGCGGCAUUACAGGUCCUGAUUGGAAGCAAUGAGCUCUACGUCGUUAUCCAAGGUUACGUUGCGUUGAGUGUUGAGGCAAUAUUACCUAUCCCUCAGAUUCUGGAGAACCGGCGAAUUCGAUCUUGCAAGGGUUUCCGGUUGAGUGUCCUGGUGAAUUGGUUGAUUGGCGAUGUGUUCAAGAUGACGUAUUUCUUCUUGUCGGAUGGAGGUGUGCCCUGGGCGUUCAAGUUGUGCGGUCUGUUCCAGGCAGCCUGCGAUUGCUAUCUUGGAGUUCAGUACUGGAUGUACGGUGAAGGAGAGCCGGUCGUCGAUGUCGAUAUGAAGGAGACCAGGCUGGCGUAG